Molecule: messenger RNA, 465 nt
Organism: Candidula unifasciata
Lineage: Eukaryota; Metazoa; Mollusca; Gastropoda; Stylommatophora; Geomitridae
Source: the annotation of a GenBank genome assembly
AUGACAAGAUUUGCAGUAGUUUUUUACACUCUUGCAAAAACCCGGCCAUGUGCAGACAUAUUUUGUGGAGUGUACAGAUGCCAUGGGUCUGAUGCUUAUUGCUGUCAUCUGAGUGAUGGUGAGAUCGGCUGCUGCUGGCAGACCUAUGUGUAUGAGCUGUGGUGGUUUUGGGUGAUUUGGGUCAUUGUCUUCUUCUUAAUCCUGGCCUGUGCCUUGGCGUGCUGGCGACGAAGAAGGGCCGAGUACAGAUAUGUGGUCAUGUCCAACUCUGAAUACCCAGGAUACGGGACAGUUGUGCACACUGGUGCUGUCAGUACGACCUAUAACCCUCAACCGGGUUAUAAUGCACCAUAUGCACCCGCUGCAGCAGUGUAUCCCAAUGCUCCAGUGGCGCCUCCUAGUUACGAGACAGCACAGGCAACGGUAAGGAACAUGGUGGUGCCCCAAUAUUUUUACACUGAAUGA